GAGGGGGGGGAGCGCGCGAGCGAGUGAGUGGCUGAGUGAGUUUACCCCUAUGAGGCGGUGAGAGGCCCGGGGCCUACCUCAGAGGAGCGGGGUCGCGGCGCCAGCUAGCAGCGGGCCCCCUCCUGGUCCCCGGGCCCGGCGGCGCGGCGGCGGUUCGCUUGUGAGGAGGCGGGGAAGUGAGUGUCCGGCCCCAGCCAUGGAGGGCAUGGACGUGGACCUGGACCCCGAGCUGAUGCAGAAGUUCAGCUGCCUGGGCACCACCGACAAGGACGUGCUCAUCUCCGAGUUCCAGCGGUUGCUCGGUUUCCAGCUCAACCCGGCCGGCUGCGCCUUCUUCCUGGACAUGACCAACUGGAACCUGCAAGCAGCAAUUGGCGCCUAUUAUGACUUUGAGAGCCCAAACAUCAGUGUGCCCUCUAUGUCCUUUGUUGAAGAUGUCACCAUAGGAGAAGGAGAGUCAAUACCUCCUGACACUCAGUUUAUAAAAACAUGGCGGAUCCAAAAUUCUGGGGCAGAGGCCUGGCCUCCAGGGGUUUGUCUUAAAUAUGUCGGGGGAGACCAAUUUGGACAUGUGAACAUGGUGAUGGUGAGAUCGCUAGAGCCCCAAGAGAUUGCAGAUGUCAGCGUCCAGAUGUGCAGCCCCAGCAGAGCAGGAAUGUAUCAGGGACAGUGGCGGAUGUGCACUGCUACAGGACUCUACUAUGGAGAUGUCAUCUGGGUCAUUCUCAGUGUGGAGGUGGGUGGACUUUUAGGAGUAACGCAGCAGCUGUCAUCUUUUGAAACGGAGUUCAACACACAGCCACAUCGCAAGGUAGAAGGAAACUUCAACCCGUUUGCCUCUCCCCAAAAGAACCGACAAUCAGAUGAAAACAACUUAAAAGACCCUGGGGGUUCCGGGUUCGACUCGAUCAGCAAAAACACAUGGGCUCCUGCUCCUGACCAAACCGAGCAAGAUGAGAAUAGACUCUCACAGAACUCUGUAAAUCUGUCCCCCAGCAGUCACGCAAACAACUUAUCAGUAGUGACUUACAGUAAGGGGCUCCACGGGCCUUACCCCUUCGGCCAGUCUUAAACGGGUAUCAGCAAGAAGAAAAAUUAACAAAAGACAGAAGGCUUGACUUUGGGGGGGAAGGGCAAGGGGUUCCUCUGGAUUGCAGACCACAUCGCAUGGACCCCUGGCUCUGACCCCCAUCCUGGAAGAAGAGGAAGAAGCAGAACAGACUAGUUUUGAGUAAACUCAGUAUGCAUGUGUGGAUGCUGAACCCAGGAAUGGUGUUGAGGCUACCAAGAAGAAAUCCAUGCAGCCACUUUGGGUUUUGUUUAUUAGGUGUCAGUCUCUAACAAGUGAUUAGGUCACUCGGGAAGGAAAAAAAGUUUUAAAUGGGGGAAAAAAAGCCAUCUUUUUAAGCAAAAAUUAUUUUGCCUACAGACAGGUUGUAGUUUUGAGCACAUGUUAAUUUUUUCCCCUCUUUCCCCACCUUUAUUUUUUUAGAUAAGGAAUAACAUACUCUUUAUAGAAUAGCUGCUUGCUCUGGAAGCAAUUCAGGUUAAAAGCUGGCGGGGCAUGUUUGGGGACUCUGCGGGUCAGUGCCAUUGGAGGACAUCUGCCGUCCCACAGGACUCCACACGUCUCUGACCCCAUUUGUUUUUAAUGGCAUCAGCCAAUGAAUUAUCACCCCUUUCCUCCUCUUUUCUCUUUAAUCUUCUGUUGAUUUACACCUUUGGCAUUUGUAUUCGUCAGCCCUGUGGCUCGUUACCACCAGAACCUCCCUGAAGACCAAACUUCCCUGUGUGGCCUGCAGAGGAAGCCGUUAGGACAGCUCUCGAGUGACAUGGGAGUUUCUGGGGCCGAGAGGUGUCCUUCUCCACACUCUUGUAACAGUUCAAAUUGCUCUCCUCCCAUGUUUCUCUUGGCAGAGAGAAAUGCCAUCGUGCUUACUGCUGUCUUGGAUUCUUUGUCUCCCCAUUCACUGGGAAGAGAGCCUCCGUGCUGCAUGUAUGCGUGUGUGCAUACACGCGGGUGUUGAUGCAGCUCACCAGCAAGUGUGCAGCAAGCGAGUGUGAAGGUGUCCCUGCUUCCCUAUUGUCACACAGCUCCCUUCCCUGUGUUUCCUUCCACUUGUCUUUUGUGGUGUUAGUGGAGGCUGAGCUGUUAAAGUAUGAAAAUGGAGCCCCAGAUGGGGAACUUGCCAUGGGGAAGGGCCACGGUUAGCAACUCUGUGAUCUUGGAGGCCAUGUUUUGAUGGAAAUGAAAGGACUCCUGCCCUGAGCAGGAGGUGUAGUUGUUGGGAGGUGGGGGCAAGGAGCAGCCCAGCCAGAGCACAAGCUGAUUGGCUGGCUGUGCACUUGGACAGGUUGCCCCCGCUGGGAUCCUGUGGAUUCUGAGCAGGUGAGAUGUGGGUUUCUCCAUGGGAAGCUAAAACCAGGCUAGAACAGCUGUCUGCCAAAGAUACGAGAAUAUGCAAAGUCCCUCUUCUCACCCCCUCCUUCUCUGAGUCUUGGUUGGUUUAAUAGCCGGGGAUAUGGUGCAGGGUCCCUGCCUGUUUCCAGCCCACCCCCCGAGCCCUGGGGGUAUGAGACAAGCAGGGAGACCAGGUCCGCAAGCGGCUGCAAGGGGUCAUAUAGCCUGGGUGUGGGUGAGGGUCUGCCUGCCUGUGUCUGGGUGUCUGAGUUCCAAAAGUGUGUUGUUUGUUCCUCCUCAUCCUCUUCUGAGACUGUGGUUUUUAUUUUUUAAGCUUGAUUGUGAGAGAAAAGCUUGUACGAAAUUCCCCAUUUGCCUCCCCACCUCCCCAGAAAUAAAAGGGGAGUAAACAUUGGUCCUGGGGAGGGUGCAGCCAACCUGCUGAGAAGGCAGUGCUCUCCAGAGCACCUACUUUCUAUGCACACGAAGAGCACCCCAUCCCCAGCAGAGCAGACAGGGGUCCCUGCCAGUGCCCAGGCCACCACAGGCCCAAGCCAAGGGCUCACCAUGGCUUUUUGUUUGAGGGCCCUACAAGGCCCAGACUGCUGCCACUGUUGGUGCCAACCUCCUGGGACACCCGCCAUCCUGGAGCCCCCACAUGCCCAGCUGUUCUCCUCACUUGAUAUCCCUCAAAGCAUCACAUCUUCAGCUGCCCCAGCAGGAGCACGGGAGGCUUUACAGUAUCUGGUUUCCUGACCUGCCUCACACUAGGUGUCCCUGCCGCCUUCCCCAGGAGGGGCUGCCUGCCCUUGUUCAGUGGCCUCCUAGGUCACUGUCAGUGGGUCUGGCCCUGCCAGGGGGCUCCCGCUCCUCCUCUUGCUUUUAGGCAACCUCACCCCCAAAGUGACUGUCCCAAGCACAUUGGUUUCCCUCCCAAGAGCAGACUGUCUCUGUGCAUGUCCUUGGGCAGGUAAGCUCCUUGCAGAGGCCAGAGCAAUCGCAAGCCGUGGGGCAGGGGCAGGAGAAGUGCAUGGCUCCUCGGACCUGGAGGCUGUUGGUACCACUCACGCUGCCUUGUCUUACAGGUUUAGGGUCUGUGCAGCUCCCGGAGCCCCCCCUCUGCCUCCAGGCAGGACCACCAGGGUCUGACCCCCGCAAGGUGAGGCAGGCACCAUCCUUAAGGACCUGAGCCCAGCAGGGGAGGCAGAGGGGCUCAGGCUUGGAAAGAACCUAUCUUGUGCAUGGAGUGAGGUGUGUGUGGACGUGUGUGCACGCGUGCAUGCUUUUUUUCUUUUUGCCAUGGGGACAGUUGAAUUUGAGGCAUUUUUCUAUGAGAAACAGCCGCCUCUUCCCCCAGCAAGGACUGGCUGUAACCUUAAGUCCAUCAGAGGCAUGUCCAACCUGGAGAGAGCCUCACCAAGAUAGCUGGUGUGGCCUGAGGGCAGCCAGGGUAGGAAGUGGGCAUAAAAAUAACCAGCUCCCCAAAUUCAGCGUGAGCCCUAGCAGGAGAGGGUGGUGGGGUUGCCAGGGCCCAGAAAUACAAGCUGAUUCACCCACACUCCCACCCAACCCCUUGCCUUUCGUUUCCUUGGGUGAAUGCUGGAGCUGCAGUGGCUGCCUCCUCUACCUGGGCAGUGGUGGUGUAGCAGGCUGGGUGGUGUUUGGUGGGGUGUCAUGGUGCCUGGGAGGAAAUGGAGAUGAGGAGGUUUUUCCUUACUGUAUAAAUGAAUAUUUGUAUGAUUAAAUUAACACACCAAAAAAUCCACCCCUA
Molecule: messenger RNA, 4172 nt
Organism: Phacochoerus africanus (Common warthog)
Lineage: Eukaryota; Metazoa; Chordata; Mammalia; Artiodactyla; Suidae
Gene: ILRUN
Product: inflammation and lipid regulator with UBA-like and NBR1-like domains
Exons: 5
Coding region: 197-1072 (291 amino acids)
Biological process (GO): macroautophagy
Cellular component (GO): phagophore assembly site
Molecular function (GO): ubiquitin binding
Source: RefSeq, a predicted model, not a curated record